Scomber japonicus (chub mackerel) is the source of this 1692-nucleotide messenger RNA. RefSeq names its product zinc finger protein RFP-like. Bases 1 to 1689 code for a protein of 562 amino acids. The transcript has a single exon. The record is from RefSeq and is a predicted model, not a curated record. Gene Ontology annotation, molecular function: protein binding; zinc ion binding. NCBI's taxonomy places the organism in Eukaryota, Metazoa, Chordata, Actinopteri, Scombriformes, Scombridae.
AUGGCCUCCAGCAUCAGUCUGUUAUCUGAGGAGCAGUUUCUGUGUCCCAUCUGCCUGGAAAUGUUCACUCGGCCAGUCUCAACUCCAUGUGGACACAAUUUCUGCAUGGCCUGCAUCUCAUCCUACUGGGACGACCAACCAGUCUGCCAGUGCCCAAUCUGCAAGGAGACUUUUGAAAAGAGACCUGAUCUCAAGGUUAACACUUUCAUUUCUGAGCUUGCAUCGCAGUUCGUGUCGCUUCAAGUGACAGAUCCUCACAUCUGGAGAGUAGACCAUCAGCAAGCUAGCUCUGGUGGUACAGCACUGUGUGAUAUUUGCACUGACACCCAGCAACAGGCUGUCAAAUCCUGUCUGGAGUGUCUGACUUCUUACUGCGACGUUCAUCUCGAGCCUCAUCACAGAGCUGCUGGUCUGAAGAGACACACGCUAGUUAACCCUAUGGCGAGCCUGGAGGACAAGAUCUGCAAGGAGCACAACCGACUCCUGACGUUGUUCUGUAGGAAGGACAAGAUUUUGCUGUGUGACGUCUGCGCCACAUCACUUCACCGGAACCAUGGCGUGGUUGCUGUGCAGCAGGCAUACAAAAAGAUGAAGGGUAAGCUGGGGGACAUGGAAGCCAAAGUGCAGAAGAUGAUCCAGGAAAGGCUACAGAAUGUGCAAGACAUAAAGGCAUCUGUCGCACAAAGCAAGACAGAAAACAGAGAUUUGAUAGAAAGCAAUGUGAAGGACUUGAAGGCGCUGGUGUGUGAGAUUCAGAAGAGCGAGGCAGAGCUUGUAAGAGUGAUUGAGGAGAAGCAAAAAGCAGCAGAGAAACAAGCUAAUGGUUUUAUAAGCAGUAUGGAGCUGGAGGUCGUUGAGCUGCAGAUAACAGCGGAGAAGCUGAGGGAUCUGAAACAGACUGAUGACCAGCUCCAUUUCCUCCAGAGCUUCAAAAUGCCCUCCCUCCUACCACACACCAUGGACUUGUCCACAUUCAGUUUUAAAAGCCCCCUGGGGAUACAGCACAUAUGCAAAUCUUUGAGCAAAUCAGUGUCUGAACUGCGAGUGGUGCUGAAUAAAAUGAACACAGAAAUAAAUAAAUUCUCCGAAAGUGCAGAUGUGUUAAUGGAUGUAGAGCUGAGAUCCGCACAGCAGUAUGAAGUGGACAUCAAGCUCGAUCUUGACACAGCUCACCCUCUGCUCAUUUUAUCAGAUGAUGGCAAACAAGUGAGAUACAGUAUGGGUUCAGGUUUAUGGGUAAAUCCACACGUGACCCCGUUUAUGUUUACUACACAUCUUGCCGUUCUGGGAAUGAGAGGCUUCUCAUCACGGAAGUUCUACUUUGAGGUGUUUGUGGGUAAAAAGACUGAAUGGUCUGUGGGCGUGGCCACGGAGUCGAUCCAGAGGAGAGGUGUAAUUGACCGAAGUCCUAAUAGUGGACUCUGGGCUAUCUGGUUUCUUGAAGAUAAGUUUGAAAGCUUCAGUUUUCCAAACGUGCCGGUGUACUUGGGGAAAGUGGAGAGGGUCGGGGUGUUUGUGGAUUACAACAGAGGUCAGGUAUCGUUCUACGAUGUACAAAUGGCCGCCAUUAUUUACUCAUUCACUGACUGUUUCUUUACUGAGGAAGUCUAUCCAUACUUUAAUCCUUGUGAUAAUGAGUAUGGUUCCAACUUGGAUCCGAUGAUAAUUGUUCCUGUCCGUCAUACAUAGUGA